GCCGUUAAAAUCUAAAGAAGAAGAAGAAAAACACCUGGCGAUAUAAAUGGCUGUGUCCGUCUCCUGGUUCGGAUCGACACCUCAGUCAUUACCGGACCGUAUUCGCGUUUGGGUCCCGAGUCCUGACAAGAAGACUCCAUGGCUGCCCGAAAACAAGAAGAAGCUGAGAGCCUGAAGUAUCCUGAGGUCGGACACGUAGCGGCUCUGAUUCUGGCUAGAGGGGGAAGCAAAGGGAUUCCGCUGAAGAACAUCAAGCCGCUGGCCGGGAUUCCUCUGAUCGGCUGGGUGCUGAGAGCCGCCAUCGACUCGGAUGUGUUCGACAGUGUUUGGGUGUCAACAGACCACGAUGAGAUUAAAGAAGUUGCAAAAUCCUGGAAGGUCGAAGUCCACCCGAGGAGCGAAAAAGUCUCCAGCGACGACUCCACUUCCUUGGAGACAAUUCAGGAGUUUCUAGAGAAACACCCAGAGGUGACAGUGGUCUGUAACAUCCAGGCUACGUCUCCGUGUCUCCAUCCAUUUCACAUAAAGAAUGCCCUGAAGAAGAUCACAGAGGACAGAUACGACUCCGUCUUCUCCGUGGUCCGGAGAUACCAGUUUCGCUGGAAGGAGGUGAAGAAAGGAAGUGAUGAAUGCACUGAGCCGGAGAAUCUGAACCCGGCGAAGCGUCCACGGCGUCAGGACUGGAACGGAGAGCUGGUUGAGAAUGGUUCAUUUUACUUCGCCACCAGAGACCUCAUCAUGAAGGAAGGACGGCUGCAGGGCGGUCGGGUCGCCUACUUUGAGAUGGAGCCGGAGCACAGCGUGGACAUCGACGUGGACAUCGACUGGCCUGUGGCAGAGCAGAGAGUACUCAGGUACGGUUACUUUGGCGGGGGAGUGUCUCUGAUGUUCUGUGAAGUUUCCGGAUGUUUGACAGCUGGACGGGGCCACUUGUCUGGGUCCCCGGACAGGCCUGGAGUGUCCUUUCCUGGUGGCCCGUGUGACACUGAUUCUGGAAUGUCCUCUGGUUACGUGUCCGACUCUGAAGUGUCCUCUGCUAAGAGCAGAGACACAGAACUACUCAAUGUCUCCAUCCACAGCAGAGACAUAGAAGGACUUAGGAAGCUGCAGAAAGACGAUGUGGAGGUGGUGCUGCUGAUCUCUGAGGAAGAUGUGCUCCGACAGAUGCAUUAUAAACUGAUGACGGGCUGUGAAGCGAUGGUAGUCGGAGAGGAUCCACUAAAAGAUGUGCAGUCGAUGGUGGAGAAGAAGAAGCUGGACUGGAACGAUGUGGCCUACAUGGGCUGUGACGCAGCGUCCGAAAGCUGUCUGCGGCUGGCGGGCCUGAGCGCGGCGCCGGCGUACGCCCAGCCUGAAGCCAUCAGAGCCGGCAAGUUUACCUGCAAGCAUGGCGGCGGGGCGGGCGCUGUGCGGGACUUCGCCGAACACGUCCUGCUCCAGAAUCAGCAGGCCAGGCUCCAGAAGCAGAAGGCUGUGGGCGCAGUCACCACGGCUUUAAAAUAAAACACAAUGAGAAUCAAGCUAUAAAUUACUGAAUAAAAAGACAGAUUUCUGAAGUUCUUCCACUAAUUCAUAACAUCUCAUUGUGUUUGUUGUACAUUCGGCUCAUAAACUCUUACAGAUAGCACUGAUUAUGUUUCUGGCGCUUUGCUGCUUUUACUCUGUCCUGAUGAUCGAUCUGAUUUGUUCACCCACAUGACCUGGACAUAACAUGGUUUUGUACCAAAUUGCAGUUGUUGAUGUCUGUCUGCUCUGAUAUUACUGUAACAAUAUAUGAUAUAGAUGAAUAAAUACAUCUAUAUUUAUUCAUGUAUAUCACUAUUAUAACACUGACAGGAAAAUUAAAUGUUUGUCAUGGAGUAGCUGUUCAGAGCAAUAAACUGACUAUCAAUAAAAGAUUAAAUGAGAAUA
Molecule: messenger RNA, 1911 nt
Organism: Xiphophorus couchianus (Monterrey platyfish)
Lineage: Eukaryota; Metazoa; Chordata; Actinopteri; Cyprinodontiformes; Poeciliidae
Gene: cmasa
Product: cytidine monophosphate N-acetylneuraminic acid synthetase a
Exons: 8
Coding region: 139-1503 (454 amino acids)
Molecular function (GO): N-acylneuraminate cytidylyltransferase activity
Source: RefSeq, a predicted model, not a curated record